AUGUCGCUCCGAAGAGACCGCCAGGUCAAAUACUUCCUGCGCUGCCUCAAGACCUUCCUCCCGCACCCAUAUACCUCCAAUGAUUCCAAUCGCAUGACCCUGGCGUACUUUACGCUCGCCGGUCUCGAUCUCCUGGGUGCUCUGAAUACCGGCGCAGAGGACGUGAAACCGGCUGUGUCGGCCGCAGAGCGCGAGGGAUACAUAAACUGGCUAUAUCACUGCCAGGUCUCGUCCUCAGGCGGCUUCCGUGGCUUCACAGGCGCAGAUUUCGGUGACGAGAAGCGGACGCCAGAGAACGAAUGCUGGGACCCGGCCAAUGUCCCGGCUACGUUCUUUGCGCUCGUCGCGUUGCUUAUCCUGGAGGAUGACCUGGCGCGGGUUCGGAGGAGGGAGUGUCUGCUCUGGCUACGCGGCAUGCAGCGUGAGGACGGCUCGUUUGGACAGACUCUGGGACCUGGGGGGAGUAUCGAUGGCGGCCGAGAUCUGAGGUUCUGUUGCUGUGCAGCAGGUAUUCGGUAUAUCCUGGGAGGCGACGGUGAGAGAGAGUUGGACGGCGUUGGAGAUAUCAAUGUUGAAAAGUUGAUAGAUUAUGUCCAGCAGUGCCAGACGUACGAAGGCGGGUUUGCAGAGUCCCCCUUCAACGAGUCGAAUGCUGGCUUGACGUAUUGUGCACUCGGGACACUGUCAUUCCUGGGAUGUCUGAAGCCGGGGACGAAGCUCACGUCCUCGGUUACUCUACGUGGCUCGCCGGAGAAUGAGCGUUUGAUAUCAUGGCUCGUCUAUCGACAGACUACUUUUAUCGAGCAAGAGGAAGAAGAAGAGGAAGACGACGAGGAGGCUGAAGAUGACGAGAAGCCUACCACUGCUGCACAGGACCAGAGCAAUAACUGUACAUCUCUUGAAGAUGCUAUAACUUUGCUGCCAAAUCUAGAAAUAGAUUCACAACCAGACGGGCUCUACGCCGGAUUCAACGGCAGACCGAAUAAAAUAGCCGAUACCUGCUAUUGCUUCUGGGUCACAGGGUCACUCGCGAUGCUCGACCAGCUCAGCCUUGUCGACGCGCAGGCUAACCGUCGAUACCUGCUUGAAAAGACGCAGCAUAUGAUCGGAGGGUUUGGCAAGACCGCUGGCGAGCCACCUGACUUGCUCCAUUCGUAUCUCGGCCUCGCGUCUCUGGGACUAUUCGGCGAAGAAGGACUCGACGGCGUCGACCCUAUGCUCCUUCCGUCCGUCUUCCUCCUCCGCGUCGCCUUCGAAUGGACUGCUGCUGCAACGAGAGACUCGGCCGGCGAACAAUAUCAACAGGCAUCGAGACUGCUUUCCUGCCAGUCGCUGCAUCGCCGUCUGUCUAGACACCUCCGCGCGGCCAGUACAUACUUACACAUGCCGCCACUAAGGUCGAGAGCCGAGUCGCAGCUUCAAAAGGAAAAGCUUGUAAACUCCUACCAUGAGCUCCUGAACGAGUUCUCGUCAAAGGAACUACGGAAUGUCGGAAACUAUGCUCUCGGAAAGCUGAUCGGGAAGGGCUCCUUCGGCAAGGUCUAUCUAGCUACACAUAAACUUACCAAUGGCUCGAAGGUCGUACUCAAAUCCUCAGACCGGGAUGACCCCAAUCUCGCCCGUGAGAUACACCAUCACCGUCAAUUCCACCACCCACAUAUAGCCCGGCUAUACGAAGUUAUCGUGACGGAGAAGCUGGUAUGGCUGGUAUUGGAGUAUUGUCCUGGGGACGAGCUAUACAACCACCUCCUUCAGAAUGGCCCCAUGCCGAUCGAGAAGACCCAGAAGAUAUUUACACAGCUAGUUGGAGCUGUAGCCUACGUCCACAGCAAGUCCUGCGUUCACCGAGAUCUAAAGUUGGAGAACAUUCUAUUGGAUAAACACGAAAAUGUCAAGUUAUGCGAUUUUGGCUUUACAAGAGAAUAUGAAGGGAAAGCGAGCUAUUUACAGACAUUCUGCGGGACCAUCUGCUACAGUGCUCCGGAAAUGCUCAAGGGCGAGAAGUACGCGGGUGAAAAGGUUGAUGUAUGGAGUCUUGGGAUCAUUCUCUAUGCGCUCAUCGCGGGAGAACUGCCAUAUGACGAGGACGACGACCAGGUCACCAAGUCUAGGAUCCUUACCGAAGAGCCCAAGUUUACCGACCGAUUCCCAGACGAUGCCAAAUCGCUUAUCAACCAGCUACUGUCAAAACGUCCGCUUCUCCGUCCGACUCUCAGCGAUAUUCUAGCCCAUCCGUUCCUAGCAGAAUAUGCGCCGCAACAACAGGCAAAUCUGAAGCUCACACGGCCUCCACCUUUCUCAACUCUGCUGGAGAAGGCAACCCUAGAGCGCAUGCGCAGCGCCGGAGUGAAUACAGACCAGGUCAUGCAAAAUGUACUGGCUCAACGCUGUGAUGCUCUGGCAGGCUGGUGGACUCUGCUGAUUGAAAAGGAGGAGCGCAAGGAGAGACGAAGAGAGCGUAAAAGGCGUGAAAAGGAGGCAGAGGCGAAAAAUCUACGCCGACUGAGUGCGGCGAGUAGCCGGCUGGAACGGAUAUCUGCUGCACUUGUCGAGGUCGACGAAGAAGGCCAUCCUGAAGAGCCAAAAGCUAGGGGUAGACGAGAAAGACGAAGCUUAACAACUCCGCAACUGAACAUCCCAGACCUACCUAAACUCCCAGAAACUGCGGCAUCUUCAGAUGGUCUUCUAACUCCUCCACUUCCACCACCGCCUCCAAUCGAAAAGGACUUUCCACGCUCUCCUAGGUCUACUUCUCGCAACCGUCCUGUGCCUCCUCCAAAGGAAAGACGGAUAUCUAAAGGAAGCGCGUAUCAUCUUAGCGCAUCUCAGCCAGACCUUACACGACCACAGGGGAUAUUAAGGCGCCAGGGCACCCGUCGCCGCCAAUAUCCCAUUAUCAGUCAAUUAGCACAGCUCAAACACUGGAUAAUAGAGUCAACAAAACGCACCAAAUCACCACAUCCAAAAUCCUUCGCCGGUUCUUCGACCAUGAAGUUCCUCUCUAACCACUCAAGCCCUCCCAAAAAGAAAGAUUCGCCCAAAGACGCGACCGCAAUCACUCCAACUAACGCUACCUUUGCCCCGAAUCAGCAAACCCCUACGACGAAACGAUCAUCCAACUCGAGCAGCCUGGCACUUAGUAACGCUUCAUACCCUGGUGCAAGGCGGCCUUCAUCAAUAACUCAACGGCCCUUAAAUACCUCAAACUCCCAUCAUCGCAACUCUCUUUCACCGUCUCCGUUAACUCCACGAAAUUCAUAUCGCCGAUCCUCUGCUGGUUUAAGAGGGCGGAAGUCCACGUCCUCGUCCGUUUCCUCUAUUCGCACAGUCCACCAUGCUCACUCCCAUUCCAAAACUUCAUCCAUAUCCUCCAACAGCAUUGACACAAUUUCUACUCCAACGGGUUCUACCACCAAAGGCAUGGGUCGUUCUCCUCAUUCUUCAAUAAAGAUCCUUCCCGCGACGCCGAACUCCAUGUCCGUUUUCCCGAACAACAUCCGGCUGGUAAGGGGGGGUCCUAAUAACAACCUGACCAGUGCUUUCAACGAAGCUGCACCUUCUCUUAUUCCUUCGCCUACAUCAGGUCCUAUAUUUGCUCGCAGGAAGCGAGCUACGUUCAAGGGGCCUUCGCUCACCUCAACCCACAUGCUGUCAGGCAGUGGCCCGGGCACUCCCAGCCUGAUGCGAAGUAGGGCCAGCAGUGUAGCUUCGGGCGAAAUAUUGAUGACUGGUGCUAGGAAGAGCCAAAUAAUCGAAGAGGAAGAGGAUGAAGUGCUGGCUGACGAUACCACGGAAGAGGUAGAUUGUUUUAGCCCAACCGAUGAUCGGGCCCCGGCUUUCCCUGAAGCCACCUCGGCCGUUCCGUUGGAUGUAGAUUAUGCUACCGCAAUCGCCGCUGCUGCCACGAUGGAUAUAACCCAGCCUCGCGCUGAGGCCGAACAUGAAGGCUGUUCUGAUGGUCGACAACUCCUGCCCGCUGCUGAGAUUACUGAGUAUCCUCCCUUUUCGCCGAUGUCGCCAUCAGAACACGAGCAAGCGGUUGUACGCCCUCCCCGUUCAUCGUCGCUCCGAGAAGUGAAAAACGGUUCACCCGGCAGUACAAAGGCCAAUGACUCGUUAGAGCAUAUAGACGAAGCCCUUUCUUCCGCCCAGGAAAAGCCUUUGACUGACAAAGGCCCUUAA
Molecule: messenger RNA, 4182 nt
Organism: Arthroderma uncinatum
Lineage: Eukaryota; Fungi; Ascomycota; Eurotiomycetes; Onygenales; Arthrodermataceae
Exons: 11
Coding region: 1-4182 (1393 amino acids)
Biological process (GO): protein geranylgeranylation; protein phosphorylation; regulation of cytokinesis
Cellular component (GO): spindle midzone; spindle pole centrosome; chromosome passenger complex
Molecular function (GO): ATP binding; protein kinase activity; protein geranylgeranyltransferase activity
Source: RefSeq, a predicted model, not a curated record